This is a messenger RNA of Dermatophagoides pteronyssinus (European house dust mite), 546 nucleotides long. It is a transcript of the gene Bet5, whose product is annotated as blocked early in transport 5. Lineage: Eukaryota; Metazoa; Arthropoda; Arachnida; Sarcoptiformes; Pyroglyphidae. Gene Ontology annotation, biological process: endoplasmic reticulum to Golgi vesicle-mediated transport. Gene Ontology annotation, cellular component: TRAPP complex. The record is from RefSeq and is a predicted model, not a curated record.
AUUCAAUUGAGGGGUUGAUAUAGAGUAUUUGUUUUGAUUGUUUUGAUAUUGGACGACGCUUCGAUAUUCGAUUCCUAUCAUCAAGAUGGCUAUCUACAAUUUUCACAUAUUUGAUGGCUCCGGUAAUUGUUUGUUUUCAUUAACACCAUCGGAUAAAUCGACAGAAAUUCUGUAUGGAUUCCUAUAUUCGUUGAAAUCAUUCGUACAACGUAUAUCGCCUUCAUUACAGAUGGAUAAUAAUUUUUUCUUCUAUCAAACAUCGGAUUAUAAUCUGGUAUUCUAUGAAUUUGCUACCAGCAUUAAAUUUGUAUUGAUAACAUCAUAUGAUAUGAAACGUGAUAGUCAAUUCUACCGUGAAAUGAUGAUACAAUUACACAAACGAGUCUAUGUUGAAUAUCAUGUGAAAAAUGCAAUCGCAUCCUGUAAAACAAUCGAUUCGCAAUUGUUUCGACAACAAUUGACCGCAUUCCUUGCACAAAACAUUAAACAACAAGUCUAACAACAUUUUUCAUUUUGUCAUUAUUUCAUUAUUCACUCUGAACAUUG